CUUUUUAGAUCUUAUCAAAUUUUACAUUUAAUAUUCAAAUAUUUGUUCCUUACUAAUAAAUGCAUGAGAUAAAUCAAUCUUAUGGAUUUUCAUUGUUCAAGCAUGGUUAUGGUAGCUUCCUCUUCCGUCUCGUUGCUUUAUGCCGAUUGUUACGUGCCAAUUUUUAUGGAUAUGUGAGCAGUUUCACAAUUUGUUGGAUCUGUUUAUUUAUUUAUUUAUUUAUUAUUAUUAUGGAUCGCAAUACGAAUUCUCUCGCUGGGUACUAUCUUCAAUUCUUCAUCACAGAACUCUUGGUUCCAAGUUCCAGCAACAUCAUCACUAUUGUGUUUAUGAAACGUUAUUUGUUUAUUUAUUUAAGUUUGAAUGCUGAUGGGAGCGUUUUUGGUUUUGGAAUUGAUGUUUCGCCUAACUCUGAUUGUCUACUGAGUCAUGACAGUGACCUUCCCUGCCAUAGACACAGAUGAAGUGAUAUGCUAUAUCAUUUUUUAAUUCUCUCUCUCUCUCUGAUAUAUGGUAUGUUUGGUUUAGCAAUUAACAUAUAUUCUGAUAUGUGGAACUGUUUUGAUAAGCGGAAAGUAGUAAAGAAAAGAGUGGAAUGUUUUAAAAUUUAGAUUGAAUUUUUCACUUUUACGUUUUACUUUAAUUAAUUUUAUUUAUUUAUUUCAUUUUACUUUCCCAAACCGAAUCUUAAAGUUAUAAAAUAUGUUUGAGUUUUAACGGGAAUUCCUACAUUUUGAUGGACAAAAUAAGAAAAAGAAACUUAUUACUUUAGAAGUAAAAGUAUUAUUUAACUCUCUCAAGAAGAAACAUAUAUAUGAAAUUUGUUAUUAUGCUUUUGUAUUGUUGGGUUUUAUUUUGCAGUUUUGUACUUGGUCAUGGAUAUUGAGGUGGAGAUCUGGUUUAAUGCCCUUUGUGGAUAAUUAAUUGCAUUAGAUUUCGGGAGUGACUGAUUCUUAAUAAUUGAAAUCAGUGCUGGACAAGGACAAGUAACCAAAAUUCCAAGAAGGGUUCAUUAAUACAUGGCCUUAGAGCACUACCUUUCGCAGGAAUGGAAAACCAGCCCCAGCCCGAGCCCGAGCCCCAUGACAGUGACAGAAAACCUUGAUGGGUGUUUUGAUUGCAACAUCUGCUUAGAUUUUGCACAUGAACCAGUGGUCACCCUUUGUGGCCACCUAUACUGCUGGCCCUGCAUCUACAAGUGGCUCCAUGUCCAAAGUGCUUCUCUUGCACCAGAUGAGCACCCUCAAUGCCCUGUUUGCAAGGAUGACAUAUGCCACACCACAAUGGUUCCUCUCUAUGGCCGUGGCCAGGGCAUAGCUCAUAGUGACCGUGAUGGAAAGGCAUCAUCCUAUAGAGGCAGUUUUAUACCACCAAGACCACCUGCUUUGGGUGCUCAAUCUCUCAUGUCAACAUCAUCUCAAAGUGCUCAACAACUUCCAUAUCGCAACCCUUAUCAGAAUCAGCAUUUCAACCCUCCUUUGUACCAAGAUGAGGAUGAAUCAUCAUCACAAAUGCUGAAUCCUGGUGCCAACAUGGUGGCACCAGGAUUCCCCCACCUUGUGGUUGGGAUGUUUGGAGAGAUGCUUUAUGCCAGAGUCUUUGGCAACUCAGAAAAUUUAUACAACUAUCCAAAUUCUUAUCACCUGGGGGGAAGUAAUAAUAAUAGCCCCAGGUUGAGAAGGCAAGAGAUGCAAGCAAACAAAUCAUUGAACAGAAUCUCAAUUUUUCUGUUUUGUUGCUUCCUUCUGUGUCUUAUUGUCUUCUAAGCAAGUAAUUGGAUUGUUAUUAUCUAUUGUCCCAUUGUAUAAUUUGUAAAGAAACACGGGUGUAAGCUCUGAGAACGAGAUAGAUUGAGCAAUGUUAGGGUAAAAUAACUGGUGUUCUUCAACAUUUACUGCAAUAUAUCAGAGCUCAUUUUUCAGAUUGUCA
Glycine soja is the source of this 1929-nucleotide messenger RNA. Its product is annotated as E3 ubiquitin-protein ligase RMA1H1-like. Gene Ontology annotation, molecular function: ubiquitin-like protein conjugating enzyme binding; ubiquitin protein ligase activity; metal ion binding. The transcript has 2 exons. The record is from RefSeq and is a predicted model, not a curated record. NCBI's taxonomy places the organism in Eukaryota, Viridiplantae, Streptophyta, Magnoliopsida, Fabales, Fabaceae. Gene Ontology annotation, biological process: ubiquitin-dependent protein catabolic process. Gene Ontology annotation, cellular component: endoplasmic reticulum. Bases 1020 to 1766 code for a protein of 248 amino acids.